Messenger RNA from Ceratina calcarata, 609 nucleotides. Its product is annotated as dual specificity protein phosphatase 19. The transcript has a single exon. NCBI's taxonomy places the organism in Eukaryota, Metazoa, Arthropoda, Insecta, Hymenoptera, Apidae. Gene Ontology annotation, molecular function: JUN kinase phosphatase activity. Gene Ontology annotation, biological process: protein dephosphorylation; regulation of MAP kinase activity. Bases 14 to 595 code for a protein of 193 amino acids. Gene Ontology annotation, cellular component: cytoplasm. The record is from RefSeq and is a predicted model, not a curated record.
UAUUGUAUCAAAGAUGGAUCUGAACAGUCGAAUAAAAAAUAGAAAAUUACACUUGAAAAGUUGUAAAACCAUUGUGACUGAUACGCUCGGUCAAAGAUACGAAGAAGCUAACGGAGAAAAAAAAGUAUUAGCUCCUGGGACACCCUUCGUAGUAGAUAAUAAACCUGAUUUACAGGUCGCACGUAUAAUUCCAGGACUAUUCCUAAGCUCGCAAGAUCCUGUCGUACAUAAAGAACUUUUACAACAAUACGAGAUUCGUCAUAUUUUAAGUGUUGGUAUUGACGCGCCAAUAAAGUAUGAUUUUAUCAAAUACUAUUAUUGUGACUUACUAGACCUACCCGAGUCUAACUUGCUUGCGGUUGUUAAAAAGUGUGUUAGAAUCAUACACGAAAAUCGCGAUGAGAAUAUUUUGGUACAUUGUAACGCAGGUGUGUCCCGUUCAUCAGCGAUUGUUAUAUCUUACUUGAUGGCUCUUGAAAAUAUAAAAUACGAUGAUGCUCAUGAUAGAGUAAAAAUGAUAAGAAAUUGCAUCAAACCAAACGAAGGGUUUGUACAGCAAUUGAAAACGUUAUCGCUGUCAUCUCUAUUGCAAUAAAGAUAUUAAACGAC